GACUCUUCCCCGUUCAAGCUGCAUAGAGAGUGCUCGAAAUUGUUAACACACCAUCAAGUCAAGAACUAAAGUGAGGCACCGUCCCUCAUUCCACCAAAACACAGUCAUUAUCACAAACCCACAACUUCCUCCCCAACUCCUCCACAACGGAACUGCCAACAAUGGUCUCCUCUCAACCUCCACCUCCCCCUCCUGACCCCGAGAACCAACACCUCUCCCUCACCUCCUUCCACAUACUCCUCCGCUCCAACAUGCUCCCCAAACCCCGCUCCCUAACAACCCACCAAGAAACCCACACACCAUCUCUUUUCUCCCCAACAAGACCGCCAAUAACCACCCUCCUAAUCGGCGACUCCAUGUUUGAACGCUUCAAAACCACUGGCAUACACACCCGCAUCGCACAAUCCGGCUCUCAAACAUUCAACGCCGGCGUCGGUGGAGAUAAGGUCGAAAACGUGCUUUAUCGUCUCGAUCUCGGGCUCUUAGAUCUUCUUUCGAAGCAAGACGAGAAGAUCAAGAUUUGUAUUGUGAUGGUUGGGACGAAUAAUCUCGGCAAGAAGACACCAUUGAAGGUUGAUAAGUAUCGUCUGUUGGUGCAAGCGCUGCUGAGAAUCUCGGACCGGGUUCUGUGUUGUGAGAUCUUCAAGAGAAAGGAUAUCGAGUAUUCGGUUGUGGAGGAGAGUAAUAGGAUGCUGCGGGAAAUGAUUGGGGAUGUGAAUACGAAUCUAAAGGAUGAGAGGGUUCGAUGGUUGGAGGCGCCGCCGGAGAUUGGGAUGGAGAGGUUGGUGGAUCAUGUGCAUCUUGAUGAGGAGGGGUAUGGGAUCUGGGAUAAGGUUUUGUGGGAGAGGAUAGAGGGCGAGAGGGUGGGGAUGGAGAGUUAA
Messenger RNA from Mollisia scopiformis, 881 nucleotides. Its product is annotated as SGNH hydrolase. The transcript has a single exon. The record is from RefSeq and is a predicted model, not a curated record. The coding region runs from base 162 to 881 and encodes 239 amino acids. NCBI's taxonomy places the organism in Eukaryota, Fungi, Ascomycota, Leotiomycetes, Helotiales, Mollisiaceae.